Molecule: messenger RNA, 593 nt
Organism: Venturia canescens
Lineage: Eukaryota; Metazoa; Arthropoda; Insecta; Hymenoptera; Ichneumonidae
Gene: CUTA
Product: protein CutA homolog
Exons: 7
Coding region: 159-524 (121 amino acids)
Biological process (GO): response to metal ion
Molecular function (GO): copper ion binding
Source: RefSeq, a predicted model, not a curated record
AAAUUAAUACAGGCAAAAGUGAUAAUGUUUUUACAGCUGCUACUCUUUUUUGGUACAGCAAAAUAGAAGAUUAUCCUUGUUUUAUAGUCGUUUUUCUUUAAGAUUGAAUAUUGAAUCGUAGACUUCGAAACGAUUUUUACUCGAUUGGGCAGAGAGUCAUGAGCAGUUUGAGCGGCAAUUACUCGGUGGCAUACGUCACGGUACCGGAUCAAGAGAUUGGAAAAAAAAUAGCUCAUGGUUUGGUGAAUAAAAAAUUGGCAGCGUGUGUCAACAUAAUUCCCCAAAUCACCUCUGUGUAUGAAUGGAAAGACGAGAUUCACGAAGAUAAUGAAUUGUUGCUGAUGAUUAAAACACGAACUGAGGUCGUAGACGCUUUGACUCAAUAUGUUAAGGAAAAUCAUCCGUACGAAGUGUGCGAAGUAAUAUCCCUACCCAUUGCAAACGGAAACGAGGAGUAUUUGAAAUGGAUUGGAGGAAACGUUCCAUCGUCUCUCGUGAAGAAGGAAAAACCCUCAGAAAAAUAAAGCUAAUUUAUAAUUGUAUUUUGGAUACCUGUUCGAUUACUGGUAAAUGAAAUAUUCAUAACACUUAAA